Molecule: messenger RNA, 2806 nt
Organism: Vanrija pseudolonga
Lineage: Eukaryota; Fungi; Basidiomycota; Tremellomycetes; Trichosporonales; Trichosporonaceae
Product: Efflux pump dotC
Exons: 4
Coding region: 560-2791 (743 amino acids)
Biological process (GO): transmembrane transport
Cellular component (GO): plasma membrane
Molecular function (GO): transmembrane transporter activity
Source: RefSeq, a predicted model, not a curated record
CUCAGUGACUCACUGACUGCAACUGACUCGGCCUCUCGCCUCGCAUCAGUUAGUUGCCCGCGGGCAGCAGCAUCCAUCGCUAAUCGCCGUCGUGUGACUCGUCAACCUGGCCUUUCGGCUCCGUCGCCGCCUUGCAGCUCCUCAUGCAUCAUUCCCAGCAUCCCCCAGCCGGCCGCCGUCGCCAAAGCCCACCGCGCCGGCAAUAUCGCUUCAGUCGCUCGCUCUCUUCCAAAAGAGCAAAAAUAGGUACGUAAGCCAUGCCACCCUCUCCGCCUCGGCCUUUAUGCCCUCCCUCCGUCAUUUUUUCGGCCUUGUCCGACUGCUUUCUUCGGGAGGGGCAUCUCACGCCGUGUCGCCCACGCCGGCCCACGCAGAAAGCGCAGUAGCGAGGUUUGCAGUAGCAGAGAUAUAUAUGCGAUGUGCCGCGAGGGAGAGUGACGCUUCUCCAUCCACGAGAUAACGACGACACGAAAGUACGACUGCCGUGGCACACGACAGCCAAGAAGCCGAAGGCACUCACCCCCCACACACACACUCGGCAUCCCGACCCACCACCACCAUGAGCUCAACACCACAACCACAACCCCAGGCUGGGCCAUCGAGCCAGCCCGACGCUUUGUCCAGACCACCGUCCCGCAGCACGCGACGACCCCAACCCGCCCGCCAGCUCUCCGACAACGCACUGACCCGCACCCCCUCCUCGCACUCCUUCCACGCAGGCCACAGCCUGCGCCGGAUGGCGACGCACGAGACGGGCGAAUUUGUCGACGUGCGCGCCGACGGCGCGCGGAUGAGCACGCACGACGAGCACGACGGCGAGCACGAAGACGGCGCGAGCGUGUCGUCUCAGUCCCGAACGCAACACAAGGACGAAGAAGCGGCGAUUGAGGCUCACGGCAAGGGCGGAAGCGACUCACGCGACGCCAACCUUGCCGCCUCGGCCAAACCCGAUGACGGCGACCACCACGACGACAAGUACGCGCUGCAGGACCAGACGAACCUCCUGCCUUGGAAGCAGGUGGCUGUGAUUUUCGUCGGGCUGAACUGCGCCCUGUUCUGCAGCUUGCUCGACCAGACAAUCGUAACCACCGCCCUCCCCACCCUCGGCCGCGUGUUCAAUCAGGCCUCGAUCGCGAGCUGGGUCGGCACGGCGUACAUGCUGACGUCUACGGCGCUGCAACCCGUCUACGGCCGCCUGUCCGACAUCUUCGGGCGCAAGUCGGUCCUGCUGGGCAGCCUGACCAUCUUCUUCUUCGGCUCGCUCGCGUGCGCGCUGGCACGCACCAUGAUCCAGCUCAUCAUCUUCCGCGCGAUCCAGGGUGUGGGCGGUGGUGGCAUCUUGACACUGGCGAUGAUCAUCAUCUCCGACGUCGUGUCGCUUAAAGACCGCGGAAAGUACCAAGGCAUCACGGGCGGCGUCGUCGCCAUCGCCAACUCUGCCGGCCCCAUCCUCGGCGGCAUCUUCACGGAAAAGGUCACUUGGCGGUGGUGCUUCUACAUCAACCUCCCGCUCACCGCCCUCGCCAUCAUUGUCAUCGUCUUCCUCCUCCCGCUGAAAAAGGUGCACGGGAGCAUGCGGGAGAAGCUCGCAAAGCUCGACUACUACGGCUCGCUGCUUACCCUUGCUUGGGCGGUGCUCGUGCUCCUUGCCCUCUCGUGGGGUGGCACCGAACACCCGUGGUCCUCUGCCGCCGUCAUCGCACCGCUCGUCAUUGGCGGUAUCCUCCUCUUCGUCUUCAUCUUUGUCGAGGCGCGCCUCGUCCCCCUCCCCCUCAUCCCCAUGUACAUCUUCCGCAACAAGACCGUGGCCGCGUCCAUGGCGACAACGUUCGCCAACGGCGCAGCAUUCUACGCCACGCUGUACUACCUCCCGCAGUACUUCCAGGUCGUGCGUGGCGAGUCGCCUAUCCAGUCCGGCGUCCACAUGCUCCCCCUCGUGUUCGUCCAGGUCUUCUUCUCCUUCUCCUCCGGCUUCCUCGUCUCCAAGACGGGCGACUACAAGUGGAACCUCAUGGCUGGGUUCUUCAUCUGGACGAUCGGCCUCGGGCUGCUUAGCACACUGCACCCCGACACGUCGAUGGCGCGCAUCUACGGCUUCCAGGUCCUUGUCGGCGUUGGCGCGGGCCAGACGUUCCAGACCUCCCUCAUCGCCAUCCAGGCCUCGGUCGAGCGCAAGGACAUGGCCACAGCGACAGGGUGCCGCAACUUCCUCCGCAUGCUCGGCGGCACCGUCGCGCUCGCGGCGUGCACGGCGAUCGUGAACAACAUUGCGCGGGUACGCAUGGCGGGAGAUGGGUUCGACGCCAAGCUCGUGUCCGAUAUUCUCUCCAGCCCGACCGAACUGGCGGUUCUCGGCCUCGACGCCGCGCAGAUCGAGCUUGUCCGUGCCGCCUACAGCAAGGGCAUCAACGCGUGCUUCUACUUCUGCGUGCCGCUCGUCGGCGCGUGCUUCUUCAUUACCGUCUUUUUCAUCGACCGCGUCAACCUCAAGCGCGAGGACGACGCAAAGCUCAAGGCGGAGGCCAAGGCCUGGGUCGCCGAGCAGAAGGAGCGCAAGCGCCACGGGUCGCAGCACGGCUCGCGACAUGCGUCCAGCGAGACGGUCCACGUCCCCACCGAGAAGGCCGAGGUCAAGCCGUCCCCGCCGGCGAGUGAGCGGACCCUCAACGAGGGGGGCGGCGGCGAGCUUAAGCGCGUCAAGAGUGCCGCGAGCGAGCUCGAGGCAGCGGCAAAGGGCCUCGAGGAAGCCGCCGGCGUUGCGACCGAGUCAACACCUACACCACGCACAUAAUCUGUAGAAUCUAGA